GUUUCUCUCGCGAGAUCUGACAACACUGCGCGCGAACAAAACAAAAGCAAAAUGGCGUUCGGUGGAGAUGACGUUAUUGUGGGGUUUAUAGUUCUCUGUCCUUAAUCCGUACAUGUGUACAUAAAUGGCGUUAAAUAGUGUUAUACAUCGUUAAUAAUUGUUUGUAUGCCGAUACAUUAGUCUGAGUGCACUUUGACGCUUGUCGCGCUAGCUUAGCUCGGUCGGUAUUUAGUUUAGCUUGCUGGCUGCUCACAAAGGGACGCGGAAGCUAUCAAUACAUUGCUCAGCAGAGAUCAAGUGUGAGUGUAAAGUGUUAUGAUUCUGUCAAAAUGUCUGAAAGAAGGCUAGCAGAGUACGAGGAGAAACUUUGUCCAACACAAGAGGAGAACGAGCGACAACGUCAUCUGCUGGACGCUGGUUUCAAGAAGCCUCAAGUUGAGUUACACAGAACAGACAUGUGUGAAGAACACCUUCUCCCUGAGCAGCAGGAGUGGACUUCCAUAAUGGAACAGGAGCUACAGCCUACCAACAUUAAAGAGGAAGAGGAGGAGCCGCAGACCUCUCCUUUUAAAGACGAAGAAAGGCAGCCACUGCCCCCUCACAUUAAAGAAAAAGAGGAGGAAUACAGCAUCAGUCAAGAGGAAGAGUAUCUUGAAGGACUAGAGGGGGUUGAUGUCAUUAAGAUCCCACUGACUGGUGUAAUUGUGAAGAGUAAAGAUGAGGUCAAAGGUGAAAGUGAGGAGAAGAGAGAGGUAGAGCCUCCAAGCAGCAGCUCAACUCAACACACAGCGUCACAAUCUCCUGACACUCAUGAUGAAGACUCUAAAACUGAUAAGUCAUUUCACACCGUUAAUACACACUUCCAAUGCUCUCUAUGUGGCAAAAUGUUUCGUCUACGUGGUAAUCUGAAAAGACACGAGAGAAUACACACAGGAGAAAAACCCUUCAUGUGCUUAGUUUGUAGUAAAACCUUUUCCCAGAAAGAACAUUUGAUAAAGCACACAAUAAUUCACACCGAAAAAGAAACAUUUAACUGUUCAGUCUGUGGUAAAUGUUUUGGAAAAAAUAGUGAGAUGAAAGUACACAUGAAAAUACACACGGAAGAAAAAAACAAACCAUUCAUGUGCCCAGUUUGUAAUAAAAGGUUCUCUCAAAAGGAAAAUUUGAUAAAACACACAAGAAUUCAUACUGGAGAAAAACCUUUUAUCUGUUCAGUCUGUGGUAAACGUUUUCUACAAAAUAAAACAUUUAAAGUACACAUGAUAACACACACUGGAGAAAAACCAUUCAAGUGCACAGUUUGUAGUAAAAACUUCUCUCAGAAGGAACAUUUAAUUGUACACACAAGAAUUCACACUGGGGAAAAACCGUUUACUUGUUCACUCUGUGGUAAAUGUUUUAUACAAAAUAAAACAUUUAAAGUGCACGUGAGAACGCACACUGGAGAAACACCAUUCCUGUGCUCAGUUUGCGGUAAAAGGUUCUCUCAGAAGCAACAUUUAAUUAUACACACAAGAAUACACACUGGAGAGAAACCUUUUGCCUGUUCAAUCUGUGGUAAACGUUUUCUACAAGAAAAUACAUUUAAAGUGCACAUGAGAACACACACUGGAGAAAAACCUUUUAUCUGUACAGUCUGUGGUAAACGUUUUGCACAAAAAGACACAUUUAAAGUACACAUGAGAACGCACACUGGGGAAAAACCUUUUGUCUGUUCAGUCUGUGGUAAACGUUUUGUACAAAAAGGAACAGUUAAAGUACACAUGAGAACACACACGGGAGAAAAACCUUUCUGUUGUACAAUCUGCGGUAAAGGUUUCAGACGAAAUACAUUUUUGAAAGGACACAUGAGACUACACACUGGUGAAGAUCCGUACACCUGUUCAAGCUGCAACAAAACCUUUUGUGACCGAUCCGCACUUGCUAGACACAUGAGAACGCACACUGGUGAAAAACCAUAUUCCUCUUCAAGCUGCAACAAAAGCUCUUGUGACCGAUCAAACCUUGUAAAACACAUGAGAAGACACACUGGUGAGAAAGUGUUGCGAUGCAGUGUGUGUGAUGAAAGAUUCUCUUAUAAGUACCAGUGUGAAAAACACAAGUGUGCUGUUGAGAACAGCAGCAGCAGCAGCAGCAAUUGAAUCUGCAGGAAACUGUUAACACUUUAACUCUGACUUUCUAACAACUUCCCUACAUUUAACACGUGUGACUUCAUUGUUGUUUGUAACACUUACUCGUUAAUAUGCUUCUAUGAUUUAUAGAUUAUAUUUUGUAGAUUCCUGCUUUUAUGUCAGUCAGGUACAUGCAUUAAUAUAAACUCUGUGUUUUUUUAACUUGUUUUGUAAAUAUGUGAUGUAUAUAUACAUUGUAACCGUUAACACUAUUUUAGUCAAGUACAUGCAUUAAGUGCAUUUAUAUAGAACAUUGUGUUACAUGUAUUUCAAAAUAAAAAAUUUUAGUGACUGAAAAAUUGUUAAUCAGAUUCAGGGUUUUUUUCAGAACCUUAUAGCUGUAUUCAUUAAAAACUAUAUACAGUCCAAAACUUACAUAUAUUUCAUAAAGUUAACAUUUUAUGUGUAUUCAGAUAUUUAUACUUCAUAAAAGUGUUUAUGCACAUCACAUGGACAAAGAUAAGACUUUCUGGAGGAAAGUUCUGUGGUCAGAUGAAACAAAAUAUGAGCUGUUUGGCCACAAUACCCAGCCAUAUGUUUGGAGGAGAAAAGGAGAGGCCUUUAAGCCAACAUGAAACGGCUUCAGGAAAACACCAACAAAACAGGAAGGGCCACCAAAAUAACUGAAGAACUGUGGACACUCUUGUGAUUUUGGAUCACAUCGGACUGUCUGCCCCGCAGAACGAAUUUGAGGACCAGUCAUAGACAAUUUAGAGUGAAAAGCAAAUGUAAUUUUCACUCGUAUACAAAACAGUCUUACUUGGAUUUUUUCCCUGGCUUCGAGACUCUCCCGAAGGACAGUGCGGCGAAGACACAACAAACUCCCUUCUUGUCUCUCAUGGACACACACCUGUUGUUGUUGACUUUGGACUAGCGACUGCAUGAACAUCAAGGCCGCGGAACAGAGACACACUGCAGGCUUACACACAAACAU
This is a messenger RNA of Entelurus aequoreus (snake pipefish), 3105 nucleotides long. RefSeq names its product gastrula zinc finger protein XlCGF57.1-like. Lineage: Eukaryota; Metazoa; Chordata; Actinopteri; Syngnathiformes; Syngnathidae. Bases 330 to 2141 code for a protein of 603 amino acids. The transcript is spliced from 2 exons. Gene Ontology annotation, cellular component: nucleus. Gene Ontology annotation, molecular function: DNA-binding transcription activator activity, RNA polymerase II-specific; RNA polymerase II cis-regulatory region sequence-specific DNA binding. Gene Ontology annotation, biological process: regulation of transcription by RNA polymerase II. The record is from RefSeq and is a predicted model, not a curated record.